AAUCCCGGCAACUUGGGCGGGCGAACGUGGGGCCUGGCUGGCCGGGCCCGAGGUGCCGUGGGUGGGGGACAAUGGGCCAGUUCCUGGUGCGUCACGAGGGAGUUCCUUAAAGGGAAAGUGAGCGGGGCUACGGGGCGGACGUGGGUGCGGUGGUCGGCGGGGAAGGCCCCCCGCGCUUUAAAAUAAUGCCCGCGGCGCCCGCGCGACCAUGCAAUGGCGAGCGCUCGUCCUGGGGCUGGUGCUCCUCCGGCUUGGCCUCCACGGGGUGCUGUGGCUCGUCUUCGGGCUGGGGCCCAGCAUGGGCUUCUACCAGCGCUUCCCGCUCAGCUUCGGCUUCCAGCGCCUGAGGGGCCUCGACGGCUCGGCGUCUCCCGCCUCGGGCCCUGCGGGCCGGUCCGGGGGGCCGUCGGGGCCGUCGUGGAUGCAGCCGCCCGUCCCCGGGGCGGCGGCGGGGCGGCGACGGGCUCCGCGGCGGCCCGGGCCGGGCGUAUGCGGCCCGGCCCACUGGGGCUACGUGCUGGGCGGCCGGGGCCGCGGCCCGGACGAGUACGAGAAGCGCUACAGCGGCGCCUUCCCGCCGAAGCUACGCGCCCAGAUGCGCGACCUGGCGCGGGGCAUGUUCGUCUUCGGCUACGACAACUACAUGGCGCACGCCUUCCCCGAGGACGAGCUCAACCCCAUCCACUGCCGCGGCCGAGGGCCCGACCGCGGGGACCCUUCAAAUCUGAACAUCAAUGAUGUCCUAGGGAAUUACUCAUUGACUCUUGUUGAUGCGUUGGAUACACUUGCAAUAAUGGGAAAUUCGUCCGAGUUCCAGAAAGCCGUCAAGUUAGUGAUUGACACAGUUUCAUUUGACAAAGAUUCCACCGUCCAAGUGUUUGAGGCCACAAUAAGGGUCCUGGGAAGCCUUCUUUCUGCCCACAGAAUAAUUACUGACUCCAAGCAGCCCUUUGGUGACAUGACGAUUAAGGAUUAUGAUAAUGAGCUGUUGCACAUGGCUCAUGACCUGGCCGUGCGGCUCCUCCCUGCCUUUGAAAACACCAAGACCGGGAUCCCCUACCCUCGGGUGAAUCUAAAGACAGGCGUUCCUCCCGACAGCAAUAAUGAGACGUGCACGGCUGGAGCUGGCUCCCUCCUGGUGGAAUUUGGGAUUCUGAGCCGACUGCUGGGGGAUUCUACGUUUGAGUGGGUGGCCAGGCGAGCAGUGAAAGCUCUUUGGAACCUGCGGAGCAACGACACAGGACUGUUAGGUAACGUCGUGAACAUUCAGACGGGCCGGUGGGUUGGAAAGCAGAGCGGCUUGGGUGCCGGGCUGGACUCUUUCUACGAAUACCUCCUGAAAUCUUAUAUUCUCUUCGGAGAAAAAGAAGACCUAGAAAUGUUUAAUGCUGCAUAUCAAAGUAUUCAGAACUACUUAAGAAGAGGCCGGGAAGCCUGUAACGAGGGAGAGGGGGACCCGCCGCUCUACGUCAAUGUGAACAUGUUCAGUGGGCAGCUCAUGAACACGUGGAUCGACUCUCUCCAGGCCUUCUUCCCCGGACUGCAGGUUCUGAUAGGAGACGUGGAGGAUGCCAUCUGCCUGCAUGCCUUCUACUAUGCCAUCUGGAAGCGCUAUGGGGCCCUCCCUGAGAGGUUCAACUGGCAGCUGCAGGCCCCCGACGUGCUCUUCUACCCGCUAAGACCAGAGCUGGUGGAGUCUACGUAUCUCCUCUACCAGGCAACCAAGAAUCCCUUCUACCUCCACGUGGGAAUGGACAUUCUGCAGAGUCUGGAAAAGUACACAAAAGUCAAGUGUGGGUACGCUACGCUGCAUCACGUCAUCGACAAAUCCAAAGAGGACCGGAUGGAGAGCUUCUUUCUCAGUGAGACCUGUAAAUACUUGUAUCUGCUCUUCGAUGAGGAGAAUCCGGUACACAAAUCUGGAACCAGAUACAUGUUUACAACUGAGGGGCACAUUGUAUCCGUAGAUGAGCAUCUCCGGGAAUCACCCUGGAAGGAGUUCUUUUCAGAAGAGGGAGGGCAGGACCAAGUGGGAAAGUCAGAGCACCGGCCUAAACCUCACGAGCUCAGAGUCAUCAACUCCAGCUCCAACUGCAAUCGCGUUCCUGACGAGAGGAGAUACUCUCUGCCCUUAAAGAGCAUCUACAUGCGCCAGAUCGACCAGAUGGUCGGCUUGAUCUGAUCUGCGCUCUCCUGUGUGGCCUCAUCUGAAGUGGACCUGAUCCAGCGGAACCCAGGCCUGGCGGAGACCCGGGCCAAAGCAGGAGAGGAUGGGAGUCUGGGUGUCCAUGACGGCGUAGGGAAUUCUCUCCAGCUCCUCACCCACAGCUAGUGGGUUCUUGCACACUUAAGUGUUUCUCUUCUGUUCAAUAAAGUGCCCAGGUUGUCUUAAGGAUAUAGCUUGAAGUGAGAAGGUAGAUGGAAGUUGGCUUCUUACGCUGUGCUGAUGUCACGAAGCCCUGCGGCUGGGCUGUCUCUGGCGGGAUCUUCAGAGCUUCCGUCUGUGGAUCCAUCGGGUGUUGCAUGUGCGGGCCCUCGCCGCAAAAGCAGCGUGGCUGCCUCUCCGUCAGAGGCUCACAGAAGGGCCUAGGUCCACCUGACCUCCCUGUUCAUUGCGUUUCAUCAUCCUCUCUCUCUGUCUCUGUCUCUCUCUCUCUCUGGAUAGCUAGGCUCUCCCAGUCACCGCCCAUGAUUGUCGAUCCAGUGGGGGAACAGUCAGCCACUUACUCAUUUUCGCUACAGGUAAUCGUCACAGUGUUACAAACGAUUUGCUUACGAGUAACAGCCGUAUCGGAACUGUAACAGUCACUCUCUUCAGUUGUCAGGCCAUGAUUCAGGAACUUAACAGGUGGAUCUUCUGGAUGCCGCUUUAUGGUUCUGGUGGACCUCCCUGAGGAACGCCCAUAGUUCCAGAACCAGGUGCCUUUUAGGGAGAGAAAAGUACCUACGACUGUCUGAGCUUCCAGCUGUCUUACAUUUACUAACCAAGGGUUCUCGAUUCUGACCAUGUUCGGGUUAGAAUUCUGUUUUGUUUGUUUCCUCUGUCUAGUGCCAACUAGCUAAGUCAGGGAGAAAGAAAUGUCAGGUGACUUUCUGGUCUCCUUGAGCCGUUGCUCUGUGUAACAUAGGCUUCAGAUUAGUGCCUUCUACUAUUUUGGUUUGGGCCACUGGAUGUCACAGCUGCUGCUAUGAUUUUAACAGGCUUGUUUUUUAUUACUACCUAGUGGGACCACAGUGAAAGGGGGGUGGGAAUGGGUAUCAAUUAGGAAGAUUCUGGAAAUUUCUUGGCCAGUCCUUGUCUUUCAACCUGAUAUUUUAAGCAAGUAUAUAUAUAAGGAAGAAGUUGUGCCAAAACUCCUUUCUUUCUUGUUAUUAUUUCCUUAGCCAGAACAGAACUUUGUCUCCUUGAACUUGACUGAGUGCUCAUAGAAGGCAGGGCUGGGUUUGAGCCCCUCUCCCGGCUUCCCUGUGACAUCAGAGGUUGAGCUGAAUCUCAGUAGAAAGGGCAGGCGGUCUAAUAAAAACCCCCACCUUCACCUGUAGCGUUGCCGUCGCUACUGGCAGAUUUCAGAUGAUUUUGUUAUAGUCUUUUGAAAGGAGGAAGGGAGUGCUGCGUAAGCCAUUGUGUUUUCAAUCAAAGAGGAGUUUUAUUUCUUCUUGAAAAUUUGUGUUAUUGAUUUUUAAAUAUAGUCUACUUCUUUGAGGUUUUUAGGAAAAGGAUUUUCAGUAAUAAAUGUCACUUCUGUCUUAAAUAUUUACUAUGCAAAUUGCUUUAAAGUUAAAAAAAAAUCAAAUGCUUCCAUUUUAUGUUUUCAUUUCAGAAACAUUCUGUUUAUCAACCUUGUCUAGUCUACUGAAGAGAGAAUUUUGAGAAUAUUAUAUAUGUUUUAAGUGUUUUCAUUGACUCACUAAAGCCAAAAGGUCCCAUUUUAAACACACACACACACACACACACACACACACACACACACACGUGCGAGUGCCCUGUAUCUUUUCUCUGAGGUGGGACUGUAUGGAAGUGAGCCAUUUGGGAGAGUGGGGCACCUCAGGGAAGAAAGCGGGCCCUCCGUGCAUCUGUUUUUCUUUCUUCGUUCCCUGCCUCAGUUUCCCGCUCACACUCCAACAUCCCCUCCCCUCUGGGCUCGGGCGCCCCAUCCCCCACACACUCUGGAACAGGGAUCCGGGCCUGAGUGCUGCAGAGGCCCCUCGGGCACAGGCUGAGGUGAGACGUGUUCUGUAUCAAGUCCCAGAGCCUCAACUUCCAGGCACUGGACUUGUACCAGUUGUGAGUCCCAAGGUGAGCGGCUCACUUAAUCCUGGUGGUUGAGCUUCCAGACCACCCGGUCUAGAGUUGGAUGCUUUGUAAUCAGUGAUUUGUGCAACUAGGUGCCAGAAUGCUAUCUUGUGCUAGUCAAAGAGAAGGUUCUUUGAGCCACAUUAAAAACUGGCUUCCUUUUUGAAGAUCAGAAAGUCAACAACUAUAAUGUAUUCUGCAGAGUGUUGUCUGUUCCUUCUGUUCUUUGUUGUGAGAUAUCAGGGAGGGGAGGGCAGAGGAGAGGAGUGUUGGGGCGGUGCCCUUGCUCAGUGAUUUGCCCUGGGAACACCCUGGUUCUGAACAGUGUCGUCCUUUGGAACAGCUGUGAGCCUGCACCAUCCUCGCAUCCCCACGUGUAUCUAGUGUCUAGCCUCUGCUUUGGUUGACACAAUGAAAAUGGUUUUGCAAAACCUUCGUGGAAAGCUAGUUUAUAGUUAGGCUUGGUAGAGUCUAAAUCUCCUGCCACAAGGUUCUAAACCAUUACAGGGCAGGCUUCGCUAGCUGAGAUGGUGUGACUGAGGAACUCCAUUUCCCAGAGGUGUAGGUGGCAGAGGGCGUGUUGGCGAGCUCUCUGGUUGUGCUGGCCUUUGUGAAAAACCAGCUUCCAUUUUUCACAUCUUUCCUUCAGAACUUUCAAAUCUGCCACAACUUGCUCUGGGCACCUGAACCGCUGGGUUCUGAGGCUGUCCUGGGUCACGGGGCGUGCACACGGUCUUCUGUGUAUUUUGUGCCAGGUCGGUGCCUUUGCAGGUGAAAAUAGCCCGUAGCUCCCUGGCAGGUAAGCGUGGUUGUGCAGUCUGGGGGUCUCAGCUUGAUAAGCCCCUUUCCUUCCCCUCUGCCCCCCACCAAAGAAAAAGACCCCACUUAGCUAUUUUCUUAGCUCAGUUUACUGAAUGAUUGCAAACUGUAAUCCUUCGCUUCGGAUUUUAUAGACAUUCCUUUUUUCCAGAGGUCAUUCUCUUUGGCUGUUUUCAAAUUCAGUGCUGUGUAACAGGUCGGGCUGGAUGAUUGCCCUAGCCCCAGAGCAGCUGAGCAGGGACCUUAGGGAAAAAAAAAAAUCUUGAUCUCUCUUUCCUUUUCCAUUCCCAGACAUCCAGCUCCUCCUUUAGUGCCUCUUCCCUGCAGGGCAGGGACCUUGUGAGAGUGAGGAGGUGGGGCUGCUGGGCUGUGUGUCCCCAGGUGUUACAGGGCUCAGGGUUAUGUUUCCACUUGAAUUUGGUUGUGAAUCUGGCGAAAAUGUAAAGUACCUGUGGACCUUCCUGAUCUAAUACCCCCCCUUCCCUCUUCCUGAAAGGCAGAGAAAUAAUAUUUUUAAAGGUAUUUUGUUUUAGUUUUAAAUAGCAAAACACAGGCUACAUUUUUAUUUAUUAUGCACAAGAAAGAUAAAUCUGUUUUUACAAAGAAAAAAAAUCUAGAGUUGAAAACUCUGGGAAAACCUAUUGAAAUUUACAAGUGCUUCUCUCUGUCAUGUGCAAUAUGCUUUGCAAGUAUAGAUGAUAUUUUAUGUUUAAUCUGUAAAUAAGAAAUGUAUUUAAAUUAAAAGGGAGCUUUUUGUAAAAGGACCAAAUGUUCUUUUAUAAAUGUACUAAGAAGUAUCUUGCUUUUUGAAAUUUAUUCUGAUUUUUAUGAGUAAUUUUUAUUAAAAGAUUCUUUUUUUUU
Camelus dromedarius (Arabian camel) is the source of this 5974-nucleotide messenger RNA. RefSeq names its product ER degradation enhancing alpha-mannosidase like protein 1 (gene EDEM1). Gene Ontology annotation, molecular function: calcium ion binding; mannosyl-oligosaccharide 1,2-alpha-mannosidase activity. Gene Ontology annotation, biological process: endoplasmic reticulum mannose trimming; mannose trimming involved in glycoprotein ERAD pathway; carbohydrate metabolic process. The coding region runs from base 209 to 2182 and encodes 657 amino acids. The record is from RefSeq and is a predicted model, not a curated record. Gene Ontology annotation, cellular component: endoplasmic reticulum; membrane. NCBI's taxonomy places the organism in Eukaryota, Metazoa, Chordata, Mammalia, Artiodactyla, Camelidae. The transcript has 12 exons.